This is a messenger RNA of Ornithodoros turicata, 2212 nucleotides long. RefSeq names its product carbohydrate sulfotransferase 11-like. Bases 407 to 1360 code for a protein of 317 amino acids. The record is from RefSeq and is a predicted model, not a curated record. Gene Ontology annotation, cellular component: membrane. NCBI's taxonomy places the organism in Eukaryota, Metazoa, Arthropoda, Arachnida, Ixodida, Argasidae. The transcript has a single exon. Gene Ontology annotation, biological process: carbohydrate biosynthetic process. Gene Ontology annotation, molecular function: sulfotransferase activity.
UCGUUCGGGGCACCGCGUGAUCAUCCGACGUCAGAAACUCGCCAAUUGUCUGCCGCUGGAGGCCUAUCACCACUUUCAACUGCGGCCUUCCAGGAACGACGAUCCCCGCAGGUCCUUCAGACGUCUCCCCCCCUCGCCACACACACCCACGGAUAGCACGAAGACAGACAAAAUGCUUCAAGCCGUCUCCCCCGAAAGCUCGCUACCCUCUCUCCGAAAAAAUAAAAGUUCGGCGCUGCGGCAAGCAAGACGACCAUGCCUACGCCAACAAAGCGAGUGUUCGCUACUGGAUUUCAUAUUGCCCCUGUUCACCGGGCGUUUACUACGAAUCGCCUGAGAUGAUACGAAGAGCAAAGAUGUUUCGUCGGCCGAAUACUUGACAGGAAGUGCUGCCGAACAAGCCGAAAUGGUAAACCCCUUCUCACGAAAGAGGAUUCUGUUGCUCAUCUCGUCCCUCUUUCUCGCGCUCACCAUCGUCGGGUUAAUAAGAGUGCGUUUUCCUUGGCGUCCCGAACGCCAUGCUCGCCGUCGGAACAUCACCGAGCUGGCGACACGGGUUGGGCACAUCCAAUUUCGCCGGCAACGCUUAUUACAGGCAGCCUGCCGCCACGGGAACGACCGGGAGCUCCCUCCGGAGAAAUUGGAUCACGUCAUUGUGGACGACGAACACAAGCUGCUCUACUGUUUUGUGCCGAAAGUAGCUUCUACAAACUGGAAACGUGUUCUACUGUCCCUCCGCGAGAACCGCGCCAGUCCGCUGACGAUCCUCGCCAACCAGAGCCACGACCCGCAUGCGUUUCGCACGCUCAGUCAACUGUCGUCUGCGGACGUGCGCUACAGAUUGCAGCACUAUCUCAAGUUUUUCUUCAUACGCCAUCCGUACGAGCGCCUUUUGUCAGCGUACAGGAACAAAUUCGAGCACGCCUGGAGCGACUACUUUCCGAAGAGGUUCGGGAGAAAGAUCGUGCGGACGUACAGAUCCGAUCCUUCCGCGGAAUCGCUGGAGUCCGGCGCCGACGUAACGUUCCAAGAGUUUCUCAGCUACGUGUCCGACCUCGACGUGUCCGACGAUUCCGCAGCCUUCAAUGAACACUGGCGACCGGUGAGCGAUUUGUGCUUCCCGUGUCAGUUGCAUUACGACGUUAUCGGCGCGUACAACACGCUGGAAGACGACUCGAACUACGUUCUGUGGUUGGCACGCCUCCACGAUGUCGUCUCGUUUCCGACCCGCAACGCGACGUACUCGUCGGAGCCAACACGGUCCCUCAUGGCGCGGUAUUACAGCUCAAUCUCCACGGACACACUUCGACGCUUGGAGAAAGUUUAUGAGAUGGAUCUCGGCCUCUUUGAAGACGGAUAGCCUCGGUGCUCUUCGUUUGGGUGCUAUCACUUCACGAAUUCUGCUUUCUUUUUGGACAGGCCAAAACACAAGGAUAGGUUGUGCAUUGUUUGGAUUCUGAACUCUCACUGACAAUACUAUGUGAAUGCUUAGGCUGAGUAUGAUCAGCCCUAUUGCUAUUCCACACACCUGUUAGUCGUGUCGUCGCUUUGAUGCAAACGAGGGAAGUUCCUCUGUAAAACUGUGAUACAAUUAUGGUUCCUUGUUUCUAGUGUAUUUGGUAUCACCUUGUAGCCUGAAAAUUCAGGCAGGUUCAUUGCUAUCAGAGCAUCCUUUUUGUUUUUUGCACACUCACAAUUUUGGUACAACCGAGCUUUAUUUUACAAUUUCAUGCGCCCUGCAAUUUUAUACUAUUGCGGCCUGAUUUACUGGUGGCAGUCAAUGUUUCGUUACUUGCACCCUGAAAUUGGGAACAAAAUUAAGGCGCAAGAUGAACAAACUCUCAACAAUCUCAGGGUUCCAGUAAUGGAACAUCGAAGACCACCGGCUCGCCUGCUUUUUUGCCGUUUUAUAGUCAAUGCGUCUACAGUAAUAAAGUCCAUUACAACGAUUUAUCUACACUUUUUUAGGAGUCUACAGAGCACAAAUUUUUAGCAUCGUAAAAGCGGCUUUUCCGAGGGAGCUUUUCAGUGUACAAAUAAAAAAAUUGAUAGUCCUUGCAUACAAAACAUGUUAGUGAAACCCGAGAAUCCUACAAGGUGCUUCGAAUUUUCACAACAAGAUAUGUGACCUACAAUAACAACUACCUACGUCCUACACUUGAAAUCGAUUAAAAAAAAAAUGCUUAGCAGAUAAUAAAGGACCAUUCUAAGA